ACCUCCAGCUUCAAUGCUCUGUGUCGAUAGCUCCUCUUUGCUCUACACGCCAUUGGGACAUUGCAACUAGCAUAGCUACUUCUCUACCCUUGGACGGCCUUCUUACCGGAAUAUUUUCUUUGCGUCAUCUCGUUUCGUGCCUUUUUGGCUUUUCUUUGUACAAACACGCAAGCCAAACUGCAACACGCGUGUUUACAUAACAGAGCUGCUUCUCGAAACAGUCAAGACCGAACCACCAUAGGGAGCGUCUUUAUGGGUAGUCUAUGAUUCUAGUUUCUCUACGCGAAUCCUUCUCACGAUGACGCGUCCGUAUACCACCACGCGACGCUCUGAACAUUAUUCACAGGCCUCAAUUGGAGGUGAUUCGACUGUGUCCGACUUUGACCCUGAACACGAAGCAAUGGUUUCAACCAGACAACUCGACAACAGCGAUAAACUACCAGAAAUUCCCACGCGCCUCCGCGGACGAACCAAUUCACUGGACCUCGAACCAGACUACACUGUUGACACAUCGACUAUCAACCGCGCCUUCCCCCAGUUCUCCGAAGUAGAAUCCUCUGGAGAAGACGAGACGGACGAUUUUUCAAUUGAAAUCGGACGAGGUGUGAAGAAACAACACCGUGGAGACGAUUCGCGUAACUCAAUGAUGAGCAUCGACAACCCUAGCCUUCGCUCUUCUUCACCUGCCAUCAAACUCGAUUACCCUGCUACCAGCACGCCACCAAGGUCGGCCCUGCGCAACUCGAAGCGCGUGUCAGAAGGAAGUAAUCUACGCAAGGACGCUCAGAUCAGACGUGCCAGUCAAAUGCAGAAAGAAAACAUUGACCCACAACCAAGUCGUCCCAAACACUCAGCAGGAGCAUCUGGGGAAGCUCGUCGUACGCUGUCUGAAAUGCAUGUUAGAGCCCGUGAGACCUAUGAUGGAUCUUAUAUUGGCGACGAGCGACCGAAGAGUAUGCCUGUCAACACGCGAAACACCCGAUUUGCAAACGUCCCAAGCCAAAUUGCAGCGGCCGUCGAUUCAGCGACGCGUGAUGCCCAAGGCAAAGAAUCCCGUCGUAGUAAACAAUUCGCUCCUAGCAACCCCCCGGCCAAUCCUACUUACACCAUUGACACGGGAACACAUCAAUCCUUUCUCCUACCUGACUUGCCCAAUAUCUCUGAGCUUGUCUCCGGUGUUUAUGAAGAUGGCACUCCUGUCUUCACACGUCACCCAAAACCCCGUACGACGCGUUUUGUUUCUCCGCCUGUGGAAGAUGCAGAAGUCUCGCAGCCUCAGGGGCAUCUUCUUCUAGAAGCUGUUCCUAUUCCAGAAGACGAAAAGGCUUUGUUCGUGUCUCUCAAACUUCUCCAAGACAAGGUCGCAGAUCUGGAAUUUGCCAAAUCGGAGACAGAGAAAAAGCUUGACGAUGUCCGUAAGGAAAACCACCUAUUGAGAAGCGAGAAAGCCCGUCGACAAAAGGAAUAUCAUGAUCGCCUCCGAAUGUUCGGUGGUGAUGAAGGUGAACAAGGAAAGAGCGGUACAAGAUCAUUGCAGGAGAAAAACAAACUCGAAGCGGCCAACUUGGAAUUGCAGAACUGUCUUGACAUUGCCGAGCGAAAGAUUCAGGUCCAUGAAUCUUCACUGAAGUCUCUGAGCCAGGAACGUGACUCUGCCGUGACCCAACUGGGAGUAGCGUAUCUCAAUACUCAGGACGUUAGGAGAGAAAAUGAAACUCUGAAGCAAGAAAAUGCAGACCUUAAAGCUCGAGUUGCAACAUUGACUACACUCACUCGACAGUUGGCUGGCUAUGAAACUGAAACUCGUCAAUCGCUUCCCCAAGGAAAUGUGGAUACGGAGCCCAUCACGAUUAACACAGACGAGAACGAGAAUUUUACGCAGAAAACUUCCGACUCCGCGUAUGCUCAAGUGAAAUAUAAGGACCAGCGAACUCAUACCAGGCCCAUGCGGGAUGAGCCUCAGGGAGGAGUCUCAAGACAAAUCGAGAAGGAGAUCCUGAGAAUGGAAAAGGAACGCCAGGAUGAAGAUCUGUUUUCUCUAAAUCUUUCUCGUCCUAUCCAGGCGAACUUGAAAUCGUCUUCAUCUCGUUCAAAGGCAGAAAAGCCAGAAAGCAAGAAACUUCCAAAUACCGGAAAGCAGCGUCUCAAACGAGUCAUAUUGGAGGAAGCUGAUACUACAGAGCCACUGGUUGAGAUCUCAGAACGCGUCAAGGCUUCAAAUGAUACGGAUCGGGAUUUUACCUUGCUCAGCUUUAUUGAUGACCGUGAAAUUGCCCAACUGCGCAAGCGACUUGAGGCCGAAAGGGCCGCGCGCAAGCAGCGUCAGUCAUUUUCUUGGAAAGAACAAGUUACAAGUACAUCUACUGUAGCGAAGCGAGUUGCAUCAGACCCCCCACGCAAAUCUUCCUUGAAAGAGCCCAAGGAAAGAUUCGUCCGUCCAUCAUCUGCACUUGACGAUAUAACCGCCACUGGAAGAACAGAGUUAAGCGGGUUUGAAGAGCACGCUGGUGCGCGUCGCAGACGUCAUUCGGAUCAUUCGAUUACUAGCCAAAGUCGUCACCGAAAGCCGGUUUCUGAAUUGACUUCUGCCUUUAUUCUCCCUGACAUCACUUUGCAUCACGCAGGUCCUACAACACAUAAACCUGUCCGUCUUUCCGAAUCCGCUCAGAAAGUGUUGGACACUGUUGCUCGACAUGAUGGCAAGAACUGCACUGUCUGUAAACGUCUCCUGCCCGAAGGAGUUGGACAUGAUCAUGACCACGAUGGCACUCAACGAGGAACAAUCACUGUGCCCAAGCCAAUCCCAGUAUCUGAGCGCAUGCCAGAGCCGUCAAUUUACAAUGAAGAACCAACUAUGCGACCAUCGCAGCCACCCGCCUUAGCAUUAGCUACAGUUCUGAAGAGUCUUGAAGAUGAAUUGUCUCAUCUUAAAAUGCAACUUGCCACUGUCCAAAACGCGUACACCAAGCACGACGCCUCUCUCAGUAAACGGCAGAGGAAAUCACUCUCUGCAAAGAUUGAAAGUCUCGUAAAAGAGAUUGAUACCAAGGCGGACCAGAUUUAUGCGUUGUACGACGUUGUUGAAGGACAGAAGCAGGAUGGUCAUGAGAUGAACGAAAAGGAGGUGGAAAUUACCUUGCAGUCUAUUGGCAUUGAUGUUCAGAGCACUAGAUUCGCCGAUUUGACUGGUGCUACUGAUGACUCUACAAAAAGGGCACAGCCACUAGAAGCUAGUGAUGAGGAAGAUGAUGAGUUGCCAUGGGAAGGCAUCGAAAGUACGGCUGAGAUUACUGGCCGCACCACAGGGAGCCGCAGGCACCUGUAAUUCUCAUUAUGGGAUUAUGUCAACUAUCAAAUCAAUUCUGGAUUUUAGCAAUAUAGGAGUGAGCCCGAGUUUCAGGUUUCAGACUGACCUCGUUGAGGUGUAUGUCCCUGUGCCCGGUUGAUCAUCCUUAAAGCGACACUCCAGAAUCCAUGUCUUUGUCUAUAUCGGAAUUCGAAUGUGCAUCCACGUUGACUGACUUAGGUGUAUGUCCGCGGAUGUUGACUUCUUGAGUUCUAUGUAAAAGCAAAGCAUCAAACUGGUUGUGCAACAAGCAAACAUAUUUUAUUCUUCAAAAGGAUAAUUGUUUUUCUCCUACGUCUAUUCCUUUUCGUGUAAUUCCUAUCGGAGUCUACAAUUUGUGUUACUUUCUUGCCGGUGUUUGGAUAGGAUGGAGUCUCGAAAUGUUGUGUUCGAGUCAAAUUGGCCUUUGUGUAUGCAUUGUAUUGUGUGAAGCUAGCUAGAUUUUUAUGCAUAGCCCGUUUUCUAAUCAAAUA
Molecule: messenger RNA, 3819 nt
Organism: Talaromyces proteolyticus
Lineage: Eukaryota; Fungi; Ascomycota; Eurotiomycetes; Eurotiales; Trichocomaceae
Exons: 2
Coding region: 299-3325 (1008 amino acids)
Molecular function (GO): microtubule binding
Source: RefSeq, a predicted model, not a curated record